UUUCCCAACACUAGGGUCACGCUAAGGACCCAUUACACCUUAUAGGGGUCUACUGCCCCGAACAAAAUGGAUCGCGAUAAGCUUAUGAAGAUGGCCGGUGCCGUGCGCACCGGCGGCAAGGGCUCUGUCCGGAGAAAGAAGAAGGCCGUGCACAAGACCACGUCCACUGACGACAAGCGCUUGCAAAACACCCUCAAGCGCCUGGGCGUGAACACCAUCCCGGGCAUUGAGGAGGUGAACAUCUUCAAGGACGACACUGUCAUCCACUUUGUCAACCCUAAGGUGCAAGCGUCCAUUGCCGCCAACACCUACGUCAUCAGCGGCCCGUCGCAGCAGAAGAAGAUCCAGGAGCUCCUGCCCGGCAUCCUUAACCAGAUGGGGCCAGACAGCCUGAUUCACCUGAAGAAGAUGAUGCAGCAGCUGGGCGGCAUGCCCGGCGGACUUGCCAACAUGAUGGGCGGCCUUGGAGGCCUCGGCGCCGCAGCUGCUGCCCCUGGCGCGGCUGCCGCUGCUGGCGGCGACGACGAGGACGUGCCGGAGCUGGUGGACAACUUCGACACCGCGGAGUAAGCCCCCCGCUGGGGCCCCGGGCGCGGAGGGCGACCUGCUGCUGCCCUCCCCGCCGCAUCCCUUGAAGGAAGCAGCAGCAGGGCGGCGAGCGGCUGUUCUUCUUCCCACGGCAGCGGCAGCAGUAGCAGCAGCAGCCGGUGGUGUUGUAGCAUGGUGCGAGGGACGGCAGCUCCCAUGGUGUCCAGUUUUCCGCUUUGGAGGCGUUUUGCGUCAUGGGCUGGCAGCUGCGCCUGCGUGUGGGGAAGGGGCGGCCUGCUGAGGCGAUCAGACGACUGCAGUGGCGGCUGCCGCUAGUCAUGCCCCGAGUUGGUUGGCUUUGGCUGCAUUGCCCCCGGCCUGAAAAGGCCGUGGUGUGCUAAGGCACCUGGGAUACAUUCUAAUCCGCAUGUCCAGGCAGCGGAACGUCACCAACGCAAUGGGCCGUUGGGCAGUUGAUUGGUUCGCCUGAAGCGGGCCCUGACAGGCGAGCCACGCAGCGUGAGGGGCCAUGCUGUUUGCGCUGUAACUGCAUGCAAACUGACCGG
Molecule: messenger RNA, 1094 nt
Organism: Astrephomene gubernaculifera
Lineage: Eukaryota; Viridiplantae; Chlorophyta; Chlorophyceae; Chlamydomonadales; Astrephomenaceae
Source: the annotation of a GenBank genome assembly